CUACAACGCACAUCAUUGCGAUGGGGUCGAAAGCCGAGAUUGGUUUCGUAGGCAAGUCUACAUAUCCAUAGGUGUACGUAUAUAUAUUAUCUUUAUUCUCCCAUUGCUAGAGCUCUCUCUUGUCAUUCACGCGUACAUCCAAAAUUGCACACGGUCCGAAGUCGAACAUCAGUUCUCCUACCCCUUUCCCGGACCUCAACUCUACCCAUCCAAGCGCCGCGCAGUCUCAAGAUGACUCUCGACUAUCGCAAUGGCGUUUCGAUCGCUGAAAUCAUUGUUUACGUUCCCUCUCUGGCAAUUGCUGUGUUUCUCGCUGUUCGCCAUGGAUUUAACAGAAGCGCCGGCUGGUUAUUUCUCGUCAUCUUCAGUCUGGCACGUAUUAUCGGGCCUUGCAUGCAGCUUGCUACUAUCAGCCAACCCCGGAAUAUCUCCCUUUACGUUGGUUCGGCCAUCCUCCAAAACGUUGGUCUCUCCCCUCUCCAACUUGCGACUGUUGGUCUCCUUAGUCGACUCCUUGACGGCAUCAAUAACUCGCACCGCACUCCCGUCAACUCACGGAUUUUCAAGCUCAUUGAUAUGGUGAUCCUGACGGCCCUAAUCCUUAGCAUUAUUGGUGGAGUCCAUGCGAGUGACCACCUCUCCCAGACUGGAGUCUAUCAACCAGGCCCGUUAAACAAGGCUGGCACAGCGCUCUACAUUGUAUCUUUCACCGCAAUCCUCAUCGCUACAAUCUUCGUCUCAGUUUCUAUCUCGCAUGCCGAAAAUGGCGAGAAGAGAAUCUUAUUGGCUGUCGCUAUCUCUCUGCCAUUUCUUUUCGUGCGACUCAUCUACUCUAUCUUGAGCACCUUUACCAGAAAUAAGGAUUUCAAUGUCCUCACCGGGAACGUCACUGCCUUGUUGUGUCUCGCCUUGCUCGAGGAGUUUGCUAUUGUGGUCAUCUACGAGGCUAUCGGCCUUACUCUGCCCAAGCUCCAGAAGAACAAAAUCUACCAAGGCACCCUACAGGUUGACAGCGCGGAUGCCGUUCCAUAUACCGCGCCAUAUGAUUCUCAAUAUCAGCGUCAACAACAACCGUCAAAAUCUGCGGCCGUCGGACAGACUGCACUGAAGAUCGCCAAGAAGACGAUCAUUGGCAGGAUUGUGAUGGCGAUUAUCCGAAGCAAUAGAAAUAGGGAUGUGGAGUUGCAACAGCAGCAAUAUGGCCGGUAAUGAGGGAAGGACAUAACCAUGUAUAUAUGUGGCACGAGUAUAUGGCGUAUGAGGUUAAUGUUAGCAUGGGAGCGUUUCCUAUACCCAGAGUCUUUGUUUUCCUUUGUUUUCCUGCCUCCAGGCAGAACAAUUAGACAAAAAAUGAUCUAAGCACCGAUGCUUUUCUAGUACGGAUGAAAGUAAAGGGCCUCCUGAAUGUAUUCCUCCGGAGAUCUAAAAGGUUAAAAGGAAGGGGGAAAAAGACAAUAUUAUAGACCUUAAAGCAACAGUCAAG
Messenger RNA from Amorphotheca resinae ATCC 22711, 1483 nucleotides. RefSeq lists its product as hypothetical. The record is from RefSeq and is a predicted model, not a curated record. The transcript has a single exon. Lineage: Eukaryota; Fungi; Ascomycota; Leotiomycetes; Helotiales; Amorphothecaceae. The coding region runs from base 232 to 1209 and encodes 325 amino acids.